AUGGAAUUAUAUGUAUAAUUCAUUCAAAGUUAAAAAAAAGAUGUCUUAACAAAAAGAUAGUAUAAAUUCUUAGCAGAUGAAGCAAUUACUAGCGGAUCUGAUUAUGAUUUAGAUGCUAAACCUUUAGAAGGAUAUAAAAUAAAAGAAAAAAGACGCUUACCUUAAAAUCGCUAUAAAAAAAGAUUGUUAUCGGCGAAGCAUACAUUAAAAAGCAAGUUUAGUUUUAAUUGGGAUCGCAUCGCAAUUCGGUUUCGUAGAUUUUAUAAUAAGACAAAAUAAUUAAUAACUCUAAAAUAACCUUACACAUUUAGUCCAGAUGGUUCAAUGAAAAUGUUAUGGGACUUAUUAUGUCUAUUAUUAGUAAUAUAUGAAAUGAUAACAAUUCCUUUUCUAAUUAGUUUUGAAAUAGAAAUAAGUUAAGAAUUUUCAAGAGUAAGUACAGCAAUAUUUGUAUUUGAUAUAUUUCUAAAUUUUAACACAGGUGUUUAUUUAGAAGGUAAAUUAAAUAUGGGUAGAAGAGAAAUAUUAAAGGAAUAUAUAAGCUUUUGGUUUUGGAUUGAUUUCAUUUCAACAUUUCCUUAUGAUAUAAUAAUGGAUGAAUCAUCUUCAUUAGUUUAAAGUGCUAAAUUGAUAAGAUUACUUAAAUUUUUAAGGUUUAUCAAAGUAUUAAAGUUAGUAAGGUUAGCAAAACUAAAGAAGAUAAUAGAUAAAUUUGAUGAAAUAUUAUUAAUGAAGCCUGGUGUAGCAGCAAUAGUUAAUUUUUGUAAGUUGUUUUUUUUUGUAUUGUUUUUUGCACAUGUACUUGGUUGCAUAUUUCAUUAUCUUGCAUAAUAAGAACCAAGUGAGGAUUCUUGGUUAGGAGAUAUAUAUUUUGCUGAUUGGUCUAUAAGAUAUGUAAAUUCUUUAUAUUGGGGAAUAGCCACAAUGACAACUGUAGGAUAUGGAGAUAUAAGUCCAUAAACACCUUAAGAAAGAUUAAUUGGAAUAAUAUUAUUAUUAAUUGCAUGUGGUGGUUUUGCAUUUACUAUGAAUUCAAUCGGAUUUGCACUUUAAGAAAUUGAUGGAUAAAAUAAAUUAAAAAAAGAGAAAAUUAAUGGUAUAAACAGGUUUAUGAAAAAAGCUGCUAUAUCUAAUUAAUUAUAAAAUAGAAUUAGAAGAUAUAUGGAAUUUGUAAUGGAUUCUAAAUCUUUAGUAUUAUAAGAUUUAACUAAUUAAGUUUAAAUUGAAUUAGCUAAUGAUUUAAGAAAAUAAGUAAAUGGUAAAUUACUUGGGUAUUGUGAUAUUUUGUUGAAAAAUAAUUCAUAAUAAUUUUUAAUUGAAGUUGUCUUACCUAGUAUGACAGAGAGAAUUUACAAUCCAGAAGAAAUUAUUUUUGAUGAAUUUGAUUUCUAAUAAAUUUAUGAUAUGUUUAUUAUCAAAUUUGGAUAAGUUGAUAUAUUUUAUAAAAAAACAGGAAUUGUUAUAGAUUAAAAAAACAGGAAUGAUUAUUUUGGUGAAAUAAGUUUUUAUUCAAAUAUGCCAAGAUCUGCAAGUUCAAGAAGUAUUAAUUUUUCUAGCAUUUUUAUAAUUUGUUAAAUUCAAUUUUAAUCAAAUUUAAAAUCAUUUUAAGAUAAAACAUAAAAUUCAUAAAGUCGAAUAUUUGAUUUAGAAUAAUAUUAUAUGAUUAGAGAUAAAAUUGUAUUUCAUAAAGAUUAUGGAUCUAUUGGUGUACGUUGUUAUAUAUGCUAAAUGGAUGAUCAUAUUGCUAGAGAUUGUGAAAAGUUACAUUUUAAUGUGUAAAAUUUAUUUUUAUAAUAGAUCAGCCACACAUUUUAUUAAAUUCUUGAAACAAUUUGAUAAACUACAUUAAGCAGCCUAUUUUCGAAGGGAUAGAAUUGAUUUUAAUGCAAGAAAAUGUAUUACAUAAAUCAAGUAAGCACAAUAAAGAUUUGAAAGUUCUAAAUUAAUUAAUCUAAAUUUGAAAAGAAAAACAUAUUUAGAAGAUCUUCUUAAUAGUUAUAAUGUAGUUGAUGAAGAUUUGUAGGAUACUUAAUAUCCUGAAUAUUAAAUAUCUAAUCUUAAAUAAAAAAGCAGAAUUAAAAGCAUCAAAUAUUUAAAUGGUAAAAUGACAAAAAAAUUUACUCGUUAUGUUUCGUAUGCAUCAAUUAGUGAAAAAUAUUUAGGAGGUUUAACAGAAAAAAUAAGUGAUUUUUUAAUUAAUACAAAAAAAAAAGAAAUGGAAGAAAAAUUUAAGUAACUUCAUUUAAGUUCAAUCUCUAAUUUUGAUUAAAUUUAAGAAUAUAUUCAUUUUUAUCCAGAAGGUAAUUUUACUAAUGUUCUUAAUUAAUAUUAAAGAGCCUUAGAAAAAGGAUUCCCUAAAAUUAUUGAAAUUGAAACACUUUUUGGUAUUGAAGAAUUUCAAAACUAUUCUUAAUAUUACUGUUAUAAAUUAGAGAUAGAUGCAGAAAUUAAAAAUAGAAACAAUCAUGUUGAAUUAAAUUUUGAAUAAAUGAGAUUAUUAAAUAUGGAUAGAAGAUAGAAAAAAAAGGAAAAAGUUAUAAAAGAUGCUAACCAAUAAAUUCAAAAAUCACUAGUUUAAUUAAAAGCUUAUAAAGCAAUAAAUCGUAGUUUUAGAAAUCUUUUUAAUAAAUGA
Molecule: messenger RNA, 2632 nt
Organism: Paramecium sonneborni
Lineage: Eukaryota; Ciliophora; Oligohymenophorea; Peniculida; Parameciidae
Source: the annotation of a GenBank genome assembly